Molecule: messenger RNA, 6844 nt
Organism: Meriones unguiculatus (Mongolian gerbil)
Lineage: Eukaryota; Metazoa; Chordata; Mammalia; Rodentia; Muridae
Gene: Mtx3
Product: metaxin 3
Exons: 9
Coding region: 41-979 (312 amino acids)
Biological process (GO): mitochondrion organization
Cellular component (GO): SAM complex
Source: RefSeq, a predicted model, not a curated record
UCAGGAGUACUUCCGGGUGACGGAGGUCGGCCCCGGCAAGAUGGCGGCCCCCUUGGAGCUCAGCUGCUGGGGAGGUGGCUGGGGGCUCCCUUCGGUCCACAGCGAGUCCCUGGUGGUGAUGGCUUAUGCCAAAUUUUCUGGCGCACCCUUGAAAGUCAAUGUUAUAGAUAACACCUGGAGAGGUUCAAGAGGUGAUGUACCAAUUUUGACAACAGAAGACAACAUUGUUUCUCAGCCUGCAAAAAUACUAAGCUUUUUAAGAAAGCAGAAAUAUAAUGCUGAUUGUGAGCUCUCUGCAAAACAAGGGGCAGAUACACUGGCUUACAUUGCUCUCCUGGAAGAGAAACUUCUCCCUGCUGUGCUUCACACUUUCUGGGUUGAGAAUGACAACUACUUUACUGUGACAAAGCCGUGGUUUGCCUCCCGUAUUCCUUUCCCUCUAAGUUUAAUCCUGCCUGGAAGGAUGUCGAGAGGAGCACUGAACAGGAUUCUCUUGACAAGGGGAGAACCUCCCCUCUACCAUGUCCAAGAAGUGGAAGCACAGAUCUACAGAGAUGCCAAGGAGUGCCUAAACCUCCUGUCACAUAGAUUGGGGACAUCUCAGUUUUUCUUUGGUGACACGCCUUCCACCUUAGAUGCCUAUGUGUUCGGUUUCCUUGCGCCACUUUAUAAAGUGCGUUUUCCCAAAGUUCACUUACAAGAGCAUCUGAAACAGCUCUCCAACUUGUGCCGCCUCUGUGAUGACAUCCUGAACAGCUACUUUAGGCAUGGGCCCGGGGGCAUCUCUCCAGCUGGACAAGAAAUGAUAGAUGCAAACCUGCAGAAACUCACACAACUUGUAAAUAAGGAAUCCAACUUAAUUGAAAAGAUGGAUGGCAAUCUCCGCCAAAGCCCUCAGCUUCUUCCUCGGAAGCUGCCAACCCUCAAACUGACUCCAGCAGAAGAAGAGCCUAAUUCCUUACAGAGGCUGUCACCGUGACAGUCAAAGCCAGACACAACCAGAGUCUUAUGGUUGUUGCAGUAACUGCUCAUGCCGAGGGCAUGGAGACCCAAAGAAGAGGCCGUCAUGGGUUUAAGAAAGACUGUAAUGCAGGAGGAGCUGUAUGUGACUUCUUUUUAAAUUAGGGAAGCUUUUAUUUUAGCUUGGCAGUGCACUUUAAGUACAGGUGAAUGCUAAGUGAACGGGGUGGGUGGGCAGGGCAGACUGACAGUACUGUCUGUAAAAAUCCUGCCUUAGUCAUGGCAGAUCUUUGCCUUUUGUUCAGGCGUUGCUGACCAAAAGCUGCAAUUCUCUUCUGAAUGUGCAUUUUUAAUUUAUUUAAAUUAAUUUAUUAACGUAGUUUUUCUUAGGCCCAUCUCAGUACAUAAUAUGUGGCUUUUUGGCUGAGACCUUAUUCUUCUUUUGAGAAAUCUAAUGCCUAUUUUAGGAACUAGGAAAAAUAGAAAUUACUUCAGUAGAAAAGCCUGUGUUUAACUUUAAAAAAGCAAUGAGGAAUGUGCUUCUUAAUUAUUCUCUCAUAAGUCUGCUCCUCUGGCGGUUUAGUACCACAUAUGCAAAUGUUAAAGGUGGUUUCUAUAACACCCCCAAUAAGGCAUGCACACGAGCAUCAGUAUGAUUAAGUGCUUGCUGACAUGUUUGAUCUAAGCUAGCAAAGGCGAACAUGGCAGCUUUAGUGCACCAUUGCCCAUUUUCUUAUUCUUGUAUCAGUUCCAGAGCUGGAAGUCUAGCUCAUCUUACUGUAUUCGUAGGAAACCCGUAUUGAAGUUAACUGCUAGCAUCCUUGGGAUGAGCCAUGGCGAGGAUCCUGGAGAUGCCUCCCAUGUGCCUGGUUUCAGUGCUCCACACUUGACUCAGAACAGUUUCUUUAUAAUAAGCAUAUCAUGUAGUCACAUACUUUCUGACCAACUAUUAUUUCCUAUGUAUUUUUAACUGCAGUUGAAGGAUCCAAAGGAAUAAGUGAGAAAUAGCAGGUUUCUAAGGUGAUUUUAUAGUUAUUGAUUGCUGAAUGGAUUGUCCAAGGAUUUCCUGUGUGGUAUUUGACAUAUAAUAGUGGUUGAGGUGCUUCUGUUGUUGUGAAACCACUUCUGGGAUUUUUAAAAUAUAGGACCAUGUUUUGGAUUAGUGUCUUACAAGAUUAUUACGGUGCUCAGCAAAUUCCUGGAGUCAUGCUGUGCUGUCUAGAGCCUCCGCUGCUGUGAGCAGAGCAGACCUCUGCUCUGCAUUUGACUUGUUCCCUAGCUUGCUCCGUGUUUCAGUAGAUGAAAGCCUUAGAUGGCUGUAAAUAGUUUUUCUUGAAAGCUUUAAGUGAGACACAAGGUAAUCUUCACCAUCUUGUUCUUCUCUUCUAGUGCAUUUACAUUUAGGACAAACAUGCAGUGAGUUUCACAAUACUUCUUUAACAAAGUAUGCAUGUGAGUGAGUGUGUAUGUGAGGGACUGAGUGAGUGUGGGGUGUUGUGUGUGUUCAUGUGUUUGUGAAAGUGGGGGGUGUAAGUGUGUGUGUUUGUGAGGUUAGUGUGAUGUAUGUUCAAGUGUGUGGGGGAUGUGCAUUUGUGGGCUAUGUGUGAGUGAGUGUGUGUGAGUGAGGGGUGGUGUGUGUGUGUGUGUGUCACAUCUUCUAAGGCAAGUUACAGCAAUCUGAAAUCUGAGUAUUUUGUUUUAAAAAUAAUGAUCAAGAGGCUUCCUUGCCUCUAGGAUUGACUUUAUAAUGGAGAAAGAUGGUUAGCAAGUUAAUCAGAUAUCUGUUUAUGCUUUAAUCAGUGUUAGUCAUUUUCAAUUAUGAUUUAAUAGUAAGCCUUCCAAAACAGUAUUUGAAGUAGUUUACAGUUGUAAAACACAUGUAAAAAUAGGACAGUAGUUUCUGAAAAAUAACAGUUCCUAAGAUAAAGAACCAUAGCAUCACCACUAGGCUGUAAGAUCUAACUGUGUGUGAAGCUAGAAGAUAAUACUGAUUUAAGUAAGUUCUUCUAAUGAAACUGCUAGUCCCUGUGAGCAGGGGACUGUUUACAUGUGGAGAGGAAUGUCGCAGGGCAUGUUCAGAAGACACUGUGCUGCAACCAAGAAGUGUACUCUACUAUUUUGUGCAUGGAAUGCUUAAUCCAAAAGGCUUAUUUCAGAAUAACGAACAUCUGUUCUUUAUGGUGCAGAGGGUGUUUGUGGAGUGAUGUGCUUGCUCUGUCUCCCUGCUCUGAACUGCCUUUAGCCUCAUGCUCUGUGUCCAUGUGCUUCAAGACCACAUUUCUGAGAUGCAGAAGCUGAGCUGGCUAAGAAAGAACUUAGCUGUUGGGUUCCUUCCAUCAGCUUUCUUUGUCUAAGCAACUGAGAUGACAGGAAGCUGUAACUGAGCACAGAGCACUUUAGGGACCAGGCACACAGAGAAGCUCUUAGAAGGAAAGAGUUUCCUAGACUGGACAAAGGGCCCAUGGUCAGGAUGUGUGUGCACUGGGAAAAGUGGUCCAUGGCCUUGACCAAAUACUGUGAGCCAUUGUCUAUUGGAGGGGGUGGUAGAGCACAACAUGAAAACAGGGACUGUGCUCAUUUUUAUUUUUGUUGAUUGUACAGAGCUAGAAAGAAAUCGGUUCACUAAUUCCCACAGGGUAAACAUAGACACUCUUGCCACAGUGAUGACCCAACACUAAAGAAACUGCACACAAGGACAAUGGAAAUUUCUUAACUUUGGCCUCACAAAAGGUUCACAUUAACAAAUUUCAGUGUUGGUGUGCUUGAAUUAUUUUGGGGUAGUAGAGGACCCAAUAUAAGCAACCAUUUUUAUUUCCCCUUGUAAUCCUUAACAAUUUACAAUUGAUAGAUAAAGUAACACAAAGGAACAAAGACGCUUAUAUUAGCGCUAAGUUUAAAGUUGUUCAAAGUCUAACAUUUGAGAAAACUGACAUCAACAGAGGCAGACACUGGUAACAGUAUUUUGAGAAAAACCACUUUGUUCAGGUAGCUACAUGUGAUCAAGUAGUAUUUGAAUUGGAUAAUGUUUCUUUAGAGCCUCUCAAGAAUAUGCACUUACCAAGCUUGUUUAAAAAAAAAAAAGUUUUCUCGGGGUUGGGGUGGGAAAUGACAAUUUUCAACAGCCACAACCAUAACCACUCAAAGCCAGAUUAUAAAUACUUAAUAUGAUUGGGGCCUGACAGGUGGCUCCGCAGUUAGGAGAACUUACUGCUCUUGCUGAAGACCUGAGUUCAGUUCCCAAGGGCCUUUGGCAGGUGGUUUACAGCCUUCUGUAAUUCUAGCUCCAGGAGAUCUAGUGCCCCCUUCUGGAAUCCGUGAGCACCCGUAUUCACAGUGUGCAGGUGCUCCCUCCCCAACACAUACACAGAAUUAACAGUAAAAUAAAAUUAAAUAUACAUAGGAAGCUGAAUGAUGUGGCCCUGGGUUAUCUUACUUCUGCUUUUGUAAUACUUUAAGAGUCUAUAAUUAUUUCCAAGUAAAGGAUUUUAGAAGCAAACCUAAUAGAGUAAGUUUAUCACUGCAUAGCUGUAUCUUAAAACUUGAUGCUGCAGACCUAGUAUUGAGUUCCACAUGAGAACUGCAUCGUAUUAUCUGAUGAAAUUUUUAUUUGAUUCUUGAGCUUAAAGAAAAAGCAGCUCGGGUCUCUAAUAAACACUUCUGAAGAUCUCCUUUGCCUCUGCCUGAUCUAACAACCUCACACCAAAAGCUUGUUUUCUAUAAGAUAUCAAAAUGCUCAUGCUUUGUUUCUCGUGUGUGCUUCCCCCUCUGGCAGCUGGCUUCAUAACUGAGGACAAAUUGUUUUGAGCCCUUUGCCCUGUCUCUGAGUGGGCAUCCCUUUUGCCUUGCAUUCCUCUCUGUGGCCACGUGUGCACCAUGUUUGCUGACACCACCUUCUAUUGCAGGAGUGGCAGGGCCAUUCGCUUUCUGUUUUAAACUCGAAGGGAAUGUGUAAUUGACAUUGUCCUGUCUGGGUUAUUUUUAGAGCUGAGAUGCUGAGCAAAGCCAGAGGUCAUUUGGGUUGUGAUGGCAGUCUUUGUAUAUAGUUCUUGGUGGUAAGAAACAGCAAAGCAAAGACUGCUUUGCUGCUCUGCAGUCAUGUGAAAUUACAUUUAUUUCCUAGUGUUUUCAUAUUUUAAACAAAAUUUAAAGAAAUCUAUGGUUACAUGAAAUCAUAGAUCAGUAGUCUCACCCUGAGAGGUUUAAUUGAAGCUUCGUUGGAUUCCAGAAUGCUGGUUUUCAUGAUCGAGUAAACUGGGAAAGGUUUCUCUUUUUUGUUUUCAAGUGUUUGUAAAGUGGUUUAAUGUGGAAGUUGGUGUUGGGUGUUGCAGUCUCUAGGAGCCCAGGCUACAUGUUUUGUACUCAGGACUGUUGUGACCAAAACAAAUGGGGACUCUGGGAAUUACAAAGGCUUAAAAAUGUUUUUCCAGAAAAGUGGUCCGUGGAUUACUUAAAAGAAUUAGCAUUCUUGAACAGUGAUAUAAUAAAAGGGAAGCUUGAGCUGAUUACUUGUGAAUAGCAAGGGGUGUGCUGUGAUCCAGACUUACUCAAACCGAAUGAGCUAGCUUCUUUCAAAGGGGAAAACCACUAGUUAUUUUUGUGCCCUCAUUGUUAUUAAUUUGGAAUUAAAAGGUAAAAACAAGUUUAUGCAGGAGCAGUUUCUAAGAAGGUAUUUGGCAGAAUACACUGUUAUAAUAAGUUUAAAAAUGCUGCAUUAAGCAAAGCAGAGCUGCUUUAGGCUUUUUAGAGCCUUUGAUGUGUAAAUGUGUGUUUUUGCUUUCCAGCUUCAGAGAUGUUUUACUAGCAAAGAGGAAAGCUGAGCAGGGCUAUGUGUGGGCACGUGUUUGUCUCCCAGGAGGAGUUCGUGUCUCCACUGAGAACCUCAGUUUGAUAUACCACUUCCCUAACUUAUUUUACUGAGAAUUUUUUUAAACUAGGUGUUUUAUGGGAUUUGCGUUCUGAGAAAUUUACUAAGGAGAACACUGAAUAUUUUGUUGUUCAUUACAAAGUUUCUGCUUUUGAGUGCUUCUCUGAUGACGGUGAAUGUAACUAGACAAGCUUUAUUUCAUUUCAGAGUAUAAACCAGCUCACCAAUAAAGCUGUGGCACCUUGUCAACCUUUGCAACAUACACAGUUGCAGGCGUGGCGCUCCAGGGUUGGCUGUGCCUUUGGGCUGGGAGUGCUGGUAUAAUGUUGAGCAUCUAGCCACAUGAAAAGCUCUUGGAUCUUAGUUCUGAUGCUUCAGUUCGCCCCUCAAAAAUUAGAGCGAUGCCUUUUAAUCAUGUAGUUUACAUAUCCCAGAUCCUUGGGAAUGACCUGCCAGAGUUUGCAUCCAUCAGACCUCGGAGAGCCAUCUGAGAUGGAGAAGGCCAUGCUGGCUGCUUGUUCUUUGGUCCAUAGGCUACUGGAAUCUUGAUCUGUUGGAGGAGGGGUGUGUACAAGCCUCUAAGUUAAGUACAUAAAGAUGAAGCAGGUUUCUCUUAGGUCUUAUUUUGUAAGAUAGAAACUAUCUUUAGGCAGGACUGGUGUUUGUAGCUUCACGUCAGCUUUCUGGAAGAUCACCAGUGAAAAAGACAAGAACUGUGUAUGUAUGCAUAUUGGCUCUGUCUCCCCAAGCUUGUCUUUGAAGGCAAACAUUUUAAACAUCUGUUCACGUGUUAAAAUGCUGUAGUCUCUAUUGUGCAAACAGUCAGAUCAGCAACGCUGGCCAUGGCCUAACGCUCUAGCCGUGCCCACUAUGAAUGUAUUCUACUAGAGGUGAUGUAGAAAUGCCAGAAGUGGAAACCAUGAUCGUUGUUAAGAAUUUAUUCUGAUCAUGAAAAACUGGAUAUAAUCUCAAAAUAGUUAUUUUCUCAAUAAAAUUUCAAAUCACCCAAGUAUUUAUUAA